AUGGCGAAAAGGCUACGGAGGCGACAACAAGUCAAAGAUGACGACACGCUUGAUCGAAUUAGCAUGCUUCCCGAUGAUAUACUAUUGUUAAUAUUAUCUUCGUUGAGCUUUAAAGAGUCUGUAAAGACUAGCGUACUUUGCUCUCGAUGGAGGGACUUGUGGAUUCUCUUACCCGAACUAGAUCUCGAUCUCGAUUCGACAUCAAUACUAUUACAAUACCACCGGAGAGGUCAUAACAUCAACAGGUUAAGAUGCGAUUAUGUUAGAUGGGUUGAUCGCAUAUUCACCCUACUCCCCAAAUCCUCUACUAACCUUGUCAGAUUCCGAGUGGCAUUCGAUUUACCUUCACUUUUCAGUGGAUUUGUCGAUUAUUGGGUUAGCUCCGCUGUGAGUAGAAAGGUUGAGAGUCUUGAUUUGAUCUUGAAUACCUACUCCUACUCAUCAGAAGAGUUUUACUAUUUCCCAUACCAUAAAGAGAAUUUCCCUGACAAUCUGAAGCUGCUGAAGAAACUGAGUUUGCAUUGUGUGAAUGUGAGUGAUGCGGCUGUGGCGUUUUUGUUGGGGAACUGUAGUCUCCUCGAGCAACUGUCUCUAUCUCGGUGUGGAAGCAAGCUUUCGUCUCUCAAGGUUGGUGGGACGUUGCCGGUAUUCAAAUGCCUAGAAAUCAGCCAGUGCCCUAGUCUCUCUUCAGUUGUUGUUCGUGAUUCGAACAUUGUUUGCAUCAAGUACGCUGGUCUGGGCAGACCACAUUGUCGUUUCAAGCUCAUCUGUGUUCCUCAUCUUACUCAGCUCUGGAUUCAGACCGCGCAUGAGCAGGAGAUGCUGUAUUAUAUUAUGAACAUCAGACGCAUUAUACACAUGUUUGAUUCUGUGCUUCCACAACUACACACGCUCAAGAUAUACUCCAACUACAAACUUACCUGCUUUGACACUUUGAAGAAGAUGAUGCCUAAACUUAAGGAAUUGGUGGUGGUGGUUCAGAGUGGCUAUAGUGACAAUUGUUCUCUCAUGCCAAUCAUAAGAUGGUUUAAGGUGGCACCUUGCUUGCAAAGAUUUGUUCUAGAGGCGUCACGCCAAGAUGAGACCAAUACAAAAGAUAAUGUGUUGUGGGGUUUGAAAAGGGAUUGCUUGAUUAAUGGUAGUGAUUAUGAUGUUUCGGACAUUAACCGCAGUAAGAAAGUUAAACAGACUUAUUUUAUCAAGGAAGUAGAGUUUUUUGGCUAUCAUGGAGUGCGUAAUCAUCUUCAAAUCAUUAGUCAGUUGGUGCGACACGGUGUUGCACUAGAGAGGAUAGUCGUGGAUCCACGAUCUUUCGAGCUUCGUCAGAAUAUGCCGUGGGAUCGCAUUUCCCGAAACCAAAUGGAGGAUGAAAUAAUUGCAAGAGAGCUUGCAAAGAAUCAACUUAGAUAUGUUACUAAAAGAAUAAAAGUUAACAUUCUUUAG
Salvia hispanica is the source of this 1443-nucleotide messenger RNA. The record is from RefSeq and is a predicted model, not a curated record. NCBI's taxonomy places the organism in Eukaryota, Viridiplantae, Streptophyta, Magnoliopsida, Lamiales, Lamiaceae.